Phoenix dactylifera (date palm) is the source of this 1780-nucleotide messenger RNA. Its product is annotated as secretory carrier-associated membrane protein 4. NCBI's taxonomy places the organism in Eukaryota, Viridiplantae, Streptophyta, Magnoliopsida, Arecales, Arecaceae. Gene Ontology annotation, biological process: protein transport. The record is from RefSeq and is a predicted model, not a curated record. Gene Ontology annotation, cellular component: trans-Golgi network membrane; recycling endosome membrane.
GAGAAGGGUUUGAAGUCCACUUCCCAUCGGCUCUUCCCUCCGAAAACGUUUUGCGCGAUUCGGUCAAAGAGACUAUGGCGCGCCGCGACGAUACCAACCCCUUCGACGAAGAAGAAGAAGUCAAUCCCUUCUCCAAGGGUGCAGGUCCUGGUUCAAAAUUGCGUUUCCCUUCACUGUCAUCUCUGCCUCUGGGUUUUGGCAAUAAACAUGAUGCUACUGUUGACAUACCACUGGAGACAAUGAAUGAUACAAAGAAGAAGGCAAAAGAACUUGCAACAUUGGAAGCGGAUCUGAAAAGGAGAGAAACGGCCAUUAAACGCAGGGAGGAUGCUUUAUCAAGUGGUGGCGUUUCUACGGAGGAGAAGAACUGGCCUCCCUUUUUCCCAAUCAUUCAUCAUGACAUAGCUAAGGAGAUACCGGUACAUGCUCAGAGGUUGCAAUAUCUGGCUUUUGCAAGCUGGCUGGGGAUAGUUCUUUGUCUUGUAUGGAAUGUCACUGCAGUGAUCGUCUGUUGGAUUAGAGGUGGAGGGAUUAUAAUCUUCUUCCUUGCGACUAUUUAUGCUUCACUUGGAUGCCCUCUUUCAUAUGUGCUCUGGUACAGGCCUCUUUAUCGUGCAAUGAGGACUAAUAGUGCAUUGAAGUUUGGCUGGUUUUUCCUUGUGUACCUGUUCCACAUUGGUUUCUGUAUCUUUGCUGCUAUUGCUCCUCCAAUUUUAUUUCAGGGAAAGUCAUUGACGGGUAUCUUGGCUGUGAUUGAUGCUAUCUCAGAUCAAGUGUUGGUGGGGGUCUUUUACUUGGUCGGAUUUGGCUUAUUUUGCUUAGAAACACUUAUAAGCCUGUGGGUACUUCAGAAAGUUUACAUUCAUUUCAGAAGGCAGAAAUGAAGAUGGUGCUGGGAGCAAACAUGAAACCUUUAAUUCAUUAUCCUGUUGCUUGAGCUGUCUACGCCACAUUCUUUCUUAUAUUUUCUCUCUCUCUCUCUCUCUCACACACACACACAUUCUCUGUUAUUCUUUUUCCGUUUUUUAGAAAAAAAAUGUUGUUUGAUGAAGGGGUGCAAAUGCUUGGCAGAGUACAAAAUGAUUCCAAUUCUUUCUUCUGUUAUUUUUGUAUCAAUAAGGUCUCCUCUGCUUUUUGCCUGAGGUCUGGGGUUAUUAAUAUGAAACAUCAUGUUUCUGUUGCAUUUUCCAAGAUCUUUAUCUGGUGAAGGUUUCCAGAAGUUGCGGGUUGAACUUAAUGUCAUCAAUUAUCCCCCCUUUUCUUUGGGUUUUUCUUCUUUUUUUUUCCUUUUGUGUGUGACUGCAGCUGUAUGCUCUUUGGUUUUAGUUGCUGCGAUUUGAGGUUUGUGAAGUGGGAUUUAGGGCAUUCCAAUGACAGGCAUAUGGAUUGUGUCAGGAUCAAGCAUUGCCUCAUUACUGGAUCCUUGGGUCUCCUUUAUGACUUUGUUAGGAUCAUCUUAUUAGUCUGAUAACAUUCAAAGACCUCAGGCAACCCGUAAGUGGCUUUCACGAUUCUUUAACCAACACCCAGUUGUUUUCAUGGGUAAAAGCGAAAUCUAUUACCAAUAUCACUAUUGUCAUUACUGUCGAAUGCAAAUUAUAAUUAUUAACAACACAUUGUGAUCAUAGUUAUGUUUACAUUAACAGUUCCAAUGUAAAGGUUAAAUGUGGGGGGUUGUUAGUUCCUUCUGUUGUAAUGCGAAAUAUAGAAUGAUCUUGAAGGUAAAGAAGACUAAUGAGACAAAAAGAUGCCUUGAAAUUUUGUGAACCACCCUCCAGAU